ACGAACUCGACGGAGCAAAGCGAACGGGAAAGUAACUAACUGAUCAAGCGAACGAGCGAGUGAGAGAGAAAAAUGGUGGUUGAAGAUUCUUCAGUGUCGGUGAUUUUGGCCGUAGAGAACAUCGAUCCUAACACCACGACGAACCCUAUCCUUAAGGAGAAGUAUGUUCCGGCGAUUAAGGCUAUCUCCUCCGGUGACUAUGAAGGUCCGUCGAAGGAGGAAACGAUCAUCUCCAGUGGAAACUACUUCGCCUCGAAGAAAUCAACCACCGUAAUCCAGAAAUCGCACUUGUUCGAGAACUCUUGGACAUUUUGGUUUGAUACUCCUUCGUCGAAAUCGAAUCAAGUAACAUGGGGAAGCUCUUUGAGAUCUUUGUACACAUUCGCUUCUGUUGAGGAGUUCUGGAGUCUUUACAAUAACAUCCAUCCUCCAACCAAGUGGGUUCCAGGGGCGGAUCUUUACUGCUUCAAACAUAAGAUUGAACCAAAAUGGGAAGAUCCUAUCUGUGCUAAUGGAGGAAAAUGGACUAUGAUGUUCCCUAAAGCUACACUAGAAUCCAAUUGGCUUAACACGUUACUUGCGUUAGUUGGUGAGCAAUUUGAUCACGGAGAUGAGAUUUGUGGGGCAGUUUUGAACUUCAGAGCCAGAGGGGACAGGAUCUCUCUAUGGACAAAGAACGCUGCAGAUGAGGAUGCUCAGCUAAGCAUUGGGAAGCAAUGGAAGGAACUUGUUGGUUACAAUGACACAAUCGGAUUUAUAGUUCAUGAGGAUGCAAAGACUCUUGAUCGUGAUGCUAAAAAUCGAUAUACUGUAUGAGAUACACUUGCCGGCUUUGCAGGGAAAAGGAGAAGACUUAAGAGAACCUCUAGAUGCUUCUGAUCUAUCUUUACUGUAAAAAGAUGCACAUUUUAGUUCUCAUUUUCAACUAUGAGAAUUGGUGAAACGGGUUUGUAUCAAUGUACAUGAUUUCACUUUUUUUAGUGGUAUAAAGAAAAGGGAAAAAAUCGAUUUCUUACGUUAAUCAUUUAUCACAAUUACAUAUUUUCGAAAA
Messenger RNA from Capsella rubella, 1051 nucleotides. RefSeq names its product eukaryotic translation initiation factor 4E-3. Gene Ontology annotation, biological process: translational initiation. Gene Ontology annotation, molecular function: translation initiation factor activity; RNA 7-methylguanosine cap binding. The coding region runs from base 73 to 816 and encodes 247 amino acids. The transcript has 5 exons. Gene Ontology annotation, cellular component: eukaryotic translation initiation factor 4F complex; cytoplasm. The record is from RefSeq and is a predicted model, not a curated record. NCBI's taxonomy places the organism in Eukaryota, Viridiplantae, Streptophyta, Magnoliopsida, Brassicales, Brassicaceae.